UCCCGCCGUCGUUCGUCCAUUCCAUUCCACUCCCGACUGUUUCCUCAAAUUUCCUUCCGAGCAAAAACCUCCGUCCCAUUCUUGAAGCUGAUCCUCCACAGUCAACCAAAUCAUCUCUUCUUUUUUUCUUCUUUUGAUAUGAAACCGAAUCGCAAGCUCAAGAAAACCGAUUCAACUUCAAAGCUUGUAUUGGAGGAAAUUAUUGGUACCACUACAAAGAACAACAAUGGACUGGCUUCCAACGUUAAUUCUGCAAUCUGCGUCUAUUUGGCCGGAUGCGUUGUUGUUGUGCACAAUGUUGACUCUGGUACUCAAUCACAUCUCGUGGUGCCUCAUCGGUCGUGUAAACCUUUGAGCUGUGUGGCAAUGUCCCUGGAUGGCCGCUUCGUGGCUGCUGGAGAGUCAGGGCCACAACCUGCAGUAUUUGUGUGGGAAUUAAGUGGCAUGGCCUUUGUAUCAGAACUGAAAGGUCAUCUGUAUGGUGUUGCUUGCCUUGCCUUUUCACCUGAUGGGAAAUAUCUAGUGUCUGUCGGGGGAUACAUAUAUAUUUGGGACUGGCGGACUACAGCGUUGCUAACAAAGCUCAAAGCAAGUUCAUCUUGUACGGCCAUCUCAUCUGUUUCCUUCUCAUCAGAUUCAAAAUCCCUUUUAACUGCUGGGAAGAAGCACUUGAAGUUCUGGACAAUUACAUCUCCUAAGACCCACUUUAAUUUAGGGACAAGUUCACUGUCUUUGCAUGGAAAGCCUGUUAAUCUUGGUCCACAUCAAGGAAGCUCAUUUGUUUCUAUUGCUUCUGGAUUUUGGGAGGAUGGUAGUUCAAGUGAAGUUUUUCGGAUGUAUGCAUUGACUGAAACAGGUGAACUCUGCCUGGUGAACUCUGGAUUUUCAGUAACAAAGUUCGUCAAUUUAAAGGUAGAUAAAAGUUUCGCUGUAUCUGCAUCGAGCAAGUUAAUUGCUUGUGCUUGCAGCAACGGAAUAGUACAACUUUUUGAUGCUGAGAAUCUUCAAUAUGGUGGAAGUUUAGUCUAUUCAAGAUCUAAGCAAUUCGACGGUGCAAGCAAUAUUGUUUAUCCUAUGAAAGAUGAUGGAAAUGUUCUACAAAACUUACCUGCCCUUCCUGAUGCUAUUGCAUGCUAUUUUUCAACCUCAGAAAAGCUUGUGGUUAUUUAUGGAGAUCACUAUCUUAACAUAUGGGACAUCCAUGACCCGAAGCAGGCUACCAGGACUUGUGUGCUAGUUUCACAUUCUGCUUGUAUAUGGGAUAUCAAGGUUCUUUGUUGUGAGAACAUGCACGAUCCAUCUCUUGCUUGUGUUGCGAGAGGUUGUUCAGGAGGAAUGUCUUUUGCAACGUGCUCAGCAGAUGGUACUAUAAGGUUGUGGGAUCUAGCUCUGGAACCUGAUUCAGAAGAUGCAAUGGACAGUCAAGUUCGACGAGCGAGCACUACACGAUUUGAGAGUGCUGGAAUAUUUGAACGAGAAACUGUGGAAGCUGGUUGUAGCACUCAAAGCUUUCGUUCUCUGGCAGCAAGUUCAGAUGGAAAAUACCUCGCUGCUGGUGACCUUGAUGGAAACAUUCACAUAUUUAACCUGCUAACUUCCGAUUAUACAUGUCUUCAGGGUGCUCAUGAUGCAGAGGUCCUAUCAUUAAGCUUUAGCUUGGUGAGUAGUAAUGAAGCUAUAUCUAAAAAAGUUAUGCAAGGUCAUUACUACCUGGCUUCAGCAAGCCGAGAUCGAAUUAUCCAUCUUUACAAUGUUGAAAGGAAUUUUGAUCUCACUGAUAGUAUUGUCGAUCACUCAGCAGCUGUAACUUCAGUAAAGAUCAGUUGCAAUGGACACAAAAUUAUAAGCUGCAGUGCUGACAGGUCUUUGAUUUUCCGUGAUUUCACCACAACAGAUAGUGGUCAUAUGAUAUCCCGCAGUCAUCACCAAAUGGCAUCUCAGGGCACUGUCUAUGAUAUGGCUAUAGAUCCUAAAAGAGACGUUGUUGUUACAGUUGGGCAGGAUAAGAAGAUCAAUACAUUUGAUGUUGCUUCCGGGAAGCUAAUAAGAUCUUUCAGGCUGGAGAAAGAUUUUGGAGAACCAAUAAAAGUUGCAGUGGAUCCGAGUUGUAGUUACCUUGUUUGUUCCUAUUCAAACAAAUCUAUAUGCAUGCACGAUUUCAUGACGGGGGAAAUGGUUGUACAGGCAAUGGGGCAUGGUGAAGUAAUUACUGGUGUCAUUUUCACACCAGACUGUAAACGCAUUAUUUCUAUAGGAGGAGAUGGUUGCGUUUUUGUAUGGAGACUUCCUGCAUUUUUAUCUUCAAGUAUGCAUCAGAAAAUGAAUGAAGGUUCUGGUCCAGUGUCUCCAGGAAUCAUGGCUAAGCCUAUACCUUUUGGUAGAACCAUGAUUUACGAAGAGGAUGGAAAUGAAGCAAAGCAACAUGCAACCUAUUCUGGUGAUGAUUCCAUGCAAAAUGGUUUUCAAGUGCUUCAUCAAGGAGAAGCUGCUCCGGAGGCAACAUUUAGAUUUAGCAUUUCAAGACUGCCCAGAUGGGCACAAUAUAAAGUAACAAACUCUGACAGUGCCCAAAUAAACAAUGAGUCCACACCUUUGCAGAAAAGUCGCUGUUCUUUGGUUGUUGAUGAUCAAGGAAAUGCUCCUCCACCUCCAGAAUUUCAAAUUUGUUGUGAGUCUUCCGAUCACAUCCUUCGAUCUGUUGACUCCUGCACCAGCAGCUUAUCCGGAAACUCUUCUGAUUAUGGUGAUACUAAUGGUUCUAAUGUGCCUCAAGAAACAUUUAGUGGCCAUCCUGGCAUGGAAAACCGCUGGCUCUCUAUUUAUAACGUGUGUCUUGAUCUACCGAGUUCUCCUGAAAUGCAGAAUUUUAUGGACAGGAAAUCAGUGUCUUCCACUAAUGGACGGUUGUGCUUUGCAGUACAAGAUGCACCAAAGCUACCAGCUUCUAAUGGAUGCUCUUCUGGUCAAGCUAGUAAUGAUAUAGAUAUUGGGGGAGAGUUGACUUCCAGUAAGAUUGCUAUUUUUCACAAAUCUGUACCUAGUAAGCGUGAAUCUCACACGAGAGUGAAUGAGGUUCAUUCUGGGGAAAUGGGAGAGCUUCAUUCCAGCAAUGUAGAAAGUGAAAAGCAAGCAAUUGGAGAUAGUAUUCCGUGCCACAUUAAGGCUGAAGAUAGUGAUCUAUUCAAGCUACAUUUCGGCAGUUUGUCAAUGUCACACAAGAGAAAGAAAUCAUCAGCAAGGGGAAGAUACUUUUCCAAAUAUGUUUUGCAGGACUGUCUUGGAAGCACCAAAAGACUUCGAAUGCUUCCUUAUGACUGUGGUAGUAAAACUUUGAAUUACAUGGACGAAGCAACUAAUCAUUCUCCAUCAGAGAUAUUGCCAAGUCAGGUUUUGGCAGAGCAACCAUUGGGUAUUACAAGAACGACAGAUACCUUGCUAAGCUCAAAGUCGUCACGCUUUACACAAAAUGAAAGCUAUCCAGGUGAAAAAGAGUCAAUAAGAGCAAAGCUGACAAAAGAAGGAAAUAAUGAUAGUUUUCCAGUUCCAAGUGUAUUGCAGGAGAAACCAACUAGUUGUAGGGAAGUUCUACUUGGUCUGGAUGCUGCAGCUGAGAACGCAGUUCAGUUCUUCUCAAGAUUAGCUACCCCGGCUUGUCAUGAAGAUAGUUUACCUUUACAGGAUUCUGGAUUGGAGUUCUACGAUGAAGCAGCAAUGUUACUUCCCUCAAUUUUAGAGAAAAUUAAUGCAGUUGCCAAGUUGGUACAAUGCAAGAACAAAGAUAAAUGUGAAAGUACGAAAAAUGUUACUAUUACAGAAUCUAAACCUCUCUUAGAAACAUUUGCUAAGAAUCACUCUGAAAAGGUUGAAAUAUGAGGAUGAAUCUUGGUAGGAAUUCACAGUUUUCUAUAAAUACAUAUGGACAAUGAAGUACCUCCUAAUUAUGGUAAAUAAAUUCAGAGGUAAUUCUUUGGAUAUCAAA
Molecule: messenger RNA, 3979 nt
Organism: Cucumis melo (muskmelon)
Lineage: Eukaryota; Viridiplantae; Streptophyta; Magnoliopsida; Cucurbitales; Cucurbitaceae
Exons: 20
Coding region: 139-3873 (1244 amino acids)
Biological process (GO): regulation of mitotic cell cycle; mitotic spindle organization
Cellular component (GO): mitotic spindle
Molecular function (GO): protein binding
Source: RefSeq, a predicted model, not a curated record